Gryllus bimaculatus (two-spotted cricket) is the source of this 444-nucleotide messenger RNA. Lineage: Eukaryota; Metazoa; Arthropoda; Insecta; Orthoptera; Gryllidae. The record is from the annotation of a GenBank genome assembly.
AUGCAGCGGCAGAAGCGGUUGACGGGCGGGGGCGGGGGCGAGGUGGGCGUGGCGGUGCUGCUGCUGCUGGGAAGCUGCGCGCUGCUCGCCCACGCCGACAGCAGCAGCGGCAAAAUGUCGGCUGUUAUAAAUAUUCAGAGAUGGCGUUCAAUUGGAGGUUGGAGCCCGAAUGCCUUCCAUCAUAUCAGCACAAAACCAUGCUCAGAAUGUAUACAGUACGGGAAGCAAAACUUCAAGCAGUUUCUUUCACUAGCUGGUCAACUGCACAGGGCCACUACAGGACUUCUGGACUUAUAUUGGAAAACUCUCUAACUGAAUUUCCUGAAAUGCCAUACGGAAAAUACAAACUUACAGUUACAUACUACAAGGGAUUAACCAAGAUUGGAUGUUAUGCCACAAUUUUUCACUUUAAAGAAAAAUAAUAAUGGUCGUAUAUAGAUAAUG